AUGCGGACCGAUCACUCACGCAUCGCGCUCAAUGUUUUCAGUCGCUUCAUGUUCAACAAUACCAUAUCCGAGCAAUGGGAAUACGUCCGGUACGCCUGCCACCCCUCCAUGCACUCCCACCCUGACUCCAACACCAGCAACAUAACCGAAGGCCAAGCCGCCGACUCAGGUCUCUGGGAUCAAUACAUGCCCUACUAUGAUCUCUACUCACCCGACCUGCGCUGCGGUCGCGGCGCCACAACCACGGGCCCGGGCACGAAAACCGCCGUCGUCAACGCUGGCGAGCAAGUAGGCUUCGUCGUAGGUCGCAGCGCCGAUGAACCCCUCCAGCCGUACGUGAUCUACCACAACGGCCCCGGCCAAGCCUACUUGAGCAGGUCUACGGCGGAGAAUCUGGAUAAUUACGACGGCUCAGGUGCAUGGUUCAAGAUCGGGUACCUGGGCGCGAAGAACGACACCUACUGGCUCACACGCGAUCAAACCGGCAUGAAUUUCACCAUUCCUUCUACCACGCCGCCAGGAGACUAUCUAUUGAGGGUGGAACAUUUGUACGUGCGGCCUGUGUACAACACGACGCAGUUCUACAUUGCGUGUGCGCAGGUGAGGGUUCGAGGGCCAGGAGGUGGAACACCAGGGCCGAUGGUGAAGUUUCCUGGGGCUUACGAUUUGAAUGAUCCUGGUAUCUUGGUUAAUGGUAAGAUCUACGAAUGGCCUGAGAGUGGGCUUUUGGACUAUGUUCCUCCUGGUCCGCCUGUGUGGAAGGGGUGA
Messenger RNA from Didymosphaeria variabile, 768 nucleotides. RefSeq lists its product as uncharacterized. The record is from RefSeq and is a predicted model, not a curated record. NCBI's taxonomy places the organism in Eukaryota, Fungi, Ascomycota, Dothideomycetes, Pleosporales, Didymosphaeriaceae. The transcript has 3 exons. Bases 1 to 768 code for a protein of 255 amino acids.